Messenger RNA from Diospyros lotus (date-plum), 1785 nucleotides. RefSeq lists its product as uncharacterized. Gene Ontology annotation, molecular function: protein binding. The transcript is spliced from 4 exons. Bases 157 to 1374 code for a protein of 405 amino acids. The record is from RefSeq and is a predicted model, not a curated record. Lineage: Eukaryota; Viridiplantae; Streptophyta; Magnoliopsida; Ericales; Ebenaceae.
CGGUCAAACCCGAUCCAGUUUCCGGUGUCGGGCUGCCACCCGAAUGCGUAGGGCUUCAUUGGUCGGUGCUUCACUGCUUCCAAAACCCAGAAAAGAUAUAUAUAUAUAUAUAUAUAUAUAAAGAGAGAGAGAGAGAGGACUCAAAUCGAACAUCUCAUGGCCUUUCUUUUCCAGAAAUUUCAAGAGGCUGUUAAAACUCUGGCAAAAAGUCCCACAUUUGCUAGAGAUCCAAGAAAGCUUCAAUUUGAGGCUGAUAUAAAUCGUCUCUUCCUGUAUACGAGCUAUACUCGUUUAGGAAGGGAGGCGGAUGAAACAGAUGUAGAGGAGAUCAUCGAUAUGGCUAGUAAGGCCUCUAUUGUUGAUCAACAGAAGCAGGUCCAAGAAAAUAUCCAUUCUCAGAUUAGGACAUUCUGCACAUGGAUGGAUGAAAUUCUUCUUGAUUCAAAGAGCACAAAUGGAACUUCUGAAUCAAUUUCACAAAAGAAUACUGUUAUAAGCCGUAGUGGCCUUAGCCUUGCUGUAGGAAGGAUGAGCUCGCCAACUAAAAAUCCUGCUGUACCAGAUACAAGACCAUUAAAAUGUGCUGAGCUGUCGCAGAGGCUAAAGAAUCUCAUGGGCUACACCCUCGAGCUCAAAUCAUCUCAAAUUCCACAUGAAGAAGCUGGCCUGGGUCUGUUUAUAGAUGGUCAAGCGGAUGUUGGUUCUGUAAUAGCAUUCUACCCCGGAAUAAUUUACUCUCCAGCUUACUACCGUUACAUUCCUGGAUACCCAAGAGUUGAUUCACACAAUCCUUACUUGAUAUCAAGGUAUGAUGGAACUGUGAUUAAUGCGCAGCCCUGGGGUGUUGGGGGUGAAACCCGUGAAGUGUGGGAUAUCUCGAAUGUAGUAGAAUCUAUGCCAAACGUGCAAGAUGCUGAUAGAGGUACUGAUCGAAUCUGGACGAUGCUCAGCAAACCCUUGCAAGCCACCAGAGUUGCCAGCAGCGGUGAUGUGUUGGAGCGAAGAAAUGCACUAGCGCUUGCUCAUUUUGCCAACCACCCUGCAAAGGGUAUGCUCCCUAACGUCAUGGUUUGCCCAUAUGAUUUUCCAUUGACUGAAACGGAUAUGAGAACUUACAUACCAAAUAUACAAUUUGGAGGCAGAGAGGAAGUAAAUAUGAAGAAAUUUGGCACUUUUUGGCUCAAAUCGUGGGGAUCCAGCAGCAGCAAUGGAUCAUCAUCAGAUGUGCCUGUUCUAAAGACUAUUGUCCUUGUGGCCACCAGGGCGCUUUCGGACGAAGAGGUGCUCUUGAAUUAUAGGUUAAGCAACUCAAAGCGCUGGCCAUCCUGGUACUCUCCAGUAGAUGAGGAAGAGGAUCGGAGAAGGUGGGGCUGAAUUUGCGCAGUAAUGUGAUUUUCCGUUUUUUCUUUGACGUCACCAAGGAGCCGCUUCCAAGCUGCAAUAUUUUUUUUGUCCAAGUAUAAACCUAACUGGUGUGGAGUAGUAGGUGAAUUGUUCUGAAAUUACGUCCGACACUAUUUAACUAUGAAGGGAUGGUGAAAGUAAUAUCAAUCAGGGCAGGCCAAAUUCUACUAUUAUACUGAAUUAUAGUGACAAUAGGGUGUGGAAACAUGCCAUGUUAUGAACUAUUUCUAUUAGUGGUUGUAAUUCGAAGCACUCAAGGAUCCUUUCGUUUUGCUAGGUCUCUAGGAUCCUUUAAAUUGUUGUUGGAUUUGAUGGUUUUGUUAGGCUAUGCUAUGGUUUGUGUCAUCAUUUUGUUUGGUUUUUGAUGUUAGUAUUUCCAAG